UCGUGCGUAGCUGUAGAGGAAUGUGCGGAAACUUCUGUUCACUUUUCUCCCUGCGCUGUUCGUCGAAGAAAAAGCUCCAGAAGAGGAGGAAACUUCUGAAAAGUCCCUGAAAAUUCGAGGUUGGGCACCAGCAGGUGAAGGCCUGGAGUCAGCAUGGCGGCUCAGACCUUGUUCUCUGUGUUUCCUGUGGGCGUGCCUCCGGCGGAGGACGGGCCGGGUCUCAGUGACAUGCCCAGGAACACGCUGCCCGCCCCUCAGCUGGUGAUGCUGGCCAACGUGGCGGCGGUGACGGCGGGAGAAGGCGGCGGCGGUGACGGCAGCGUGGCUGACGAGAAGGAGAUGAUGGAGCUGAAGACGGUCGGCAGCAGCUACUCGGACAGUGAGGACGAAGGCAUCAUCAGGUACAGCUACGACAACCAGAACCACAGAGAGGUGUGCAUCGUGGAGUAUCCAGAGUCCCCGGGCCCCAGCGUCAAGGCCGGCGACAUGGGAGACCAACGAGACGAGGUUGAGGACGAUGACGAGGGGGACAAAGCUGAAAGCCGGUUCAGCAGCCCGCAGCCCUGCCCCUCCGUCUCCGCACCUCAGCAGGGCGUCAAACGUCAAGACGGACCACCGACCGGCUCAGAGAGCGUGAAGAAGAAGAAGCCAUUCCGCUGCAAGCCGUGUCACUUCCAGGCUCAGAGCGAGCAGGACUUUGUCCAACACCUGAGCACACACAGUAUCAGCAAGAUGAUGGUGGUCAACCAGGUGGAGGGGCGGAGCAAAACCAAGGCCAAGGAGGCAGAAAAACCAGAGGCCUCAUCAGCCGGGCAGGUGGAGAGCAGCGGGGAGCCGGUGACCUCGGCAGCCACAUCAGGAGACAUCAAAGGGCUGAUCAGGUGUGAGCGGUGCGGCUACAACACCAACCGAUACGACCACUACAUCGCCCAUUUGAAGCACCACAGCAAGGAGGGCGACGACCACAGGGUGUUUAAGUGUACUCUGUGUCCGUACACCACGGUCAGUCAGUACCACUGGAGGAAACAUCUGAGGAACCACUUCCCUAGCAAACUGCACACCUGCAGCCAGUGUUCCUACUUCUCCGACCGGAAGAGUAACUACAUCCAACACAUCCGGACACACACAGGGGUCCGUCCCUUCCAGUGUCUGUAUUGUGACUACUCCAGUUCUCAGAAGACACACCUGACCCGACACAUGAGGACACACUCAGGUGAGCGUCCGUUCAAGUGUGACAGCUGCUCCUACCUGGCAGCCAACCAGCACGAGGUGACCCGCCACGCCCGGCAGGUCCACAAUGGUCCCAAACCGCUGUCCUGUCCGUACUGCGAGUAUAAGACGGCCGACCGCAGCAACUUCAAGAAGCACGUGGAACUCCACCUGAACCCUCGGCAGUUCCUCUGUCCGCUCUGCAAGUACGCCGCCUCCAAGAAGUGCAACCUGCAGUACCACAUCAAGUCCAGACACUCCGGCUGCAAUGUGGCGCUGGACGUGUCCAAAGUCAAACUCCGGGUCAAGAGAUCUGGUUCUGAUGGCGCAGAUGAGAACUCCAAAGCUUCUCCUGGCAUGGAGGAGGACAUGGACUUGGACGACGGGGAUGAUGACUCGUGUCCCAUCAAUCUGUCCAUUAAGAAGAGCGGCCGGCACGGCAGUGACCAGACAGUACCAACUGAAAGUCCUGACAAAGCUGCCAAGAAAGCAAACGUCUCGUCUGAGAAGGAGAAAACACCAAAGACUAAGAUCUUCACCCGGCAGAAGAAGGUUGGAGAAACUCCUGCAGAGACCGCGGCUACUAAAGACAUUAAGCCAGAGACAAGUCCAGCUUCCGGAAGUUCUGACAAGGCAAAGAAACGGGUCAAGAAGCCUCCAGCUGAGAAACCCGCCAUGCAGGACCAAGCAGAAGAACCCGCGACCCAAAAACUCCAAGCAGAGGCGGAGAGUUCUGGGGAGGUCCAGAAGGUGUGGCCUGAGAAAGAGCCUCAGAAGAACGAGAACAAAAACCUCAGUAAGAACAGGAAGACUGGAUCAAGGAAGUCUGUUAAGAAACCAGAACACGAAGAAGGAGCUUCACAGAAACCAGAUGGUCCUGGUCUGAAAGCAAAGGUGGUCAGGGACAAGUGCACAAAGAGGAAGUCCACUGAGGUUUUAGAUCUUUCACAAAAAUCCUCCAAGAACAAACGUGUGAAGGCUGCUGAGAAGGUGCCGUCCAAACCUUCAGAUGGUACCACCAAGAUGAACGGGUCCGGUCCGACUCCAAAGUCUAACAGAAGAGUGGCUGUGAAGCAUAAGACCAGAACCUGCAACAAGAAGGGUCCAAAGGAAAAAGCUCCUGACAUUGAUUUAUCCUCAGACGCUCCAGAGGGUUCUGUUCAACCAGACGACCCGACCCAAACUGAGCUGACAGGAACUGGUCCAACACAGAUCAGUUCCUCCACAGAGGAACCGGUUCCACCAGAACCGGAAGAGACUCUAAGCAAACCUUCAGAUCAGAGGGACGUUUCAGCACCCAGAAGCUCUGGACCAGACCCACCAAGUCCCGUUGCAGACCAGCCUGAACCGACCUUCAUCAAACCCACAUCAGCGUCUUCUCUGGUAUCUCCUGACCCGCGGUGCAAACCUGCUGACCCCGACGAUGACGAGGGCAUCCACAGCAGCCAUGAGGGAGGAAGUGACAUCAGCGACAGCGCCUCUGAGGGCAGCGACGACUCCGGCUUGAACAGUACCGGCGCUGGGCCGACCAAAAUGUCCAACGACCCGGAAACGCCCACCGACGAGAUCCCGACGCCAACCGAGCUGAAGAGUCACAUGUGCAUCUUCUGCGACCGCACGUUCCCGCUGGAGGUGGAGUACCGCCGCCACCUGAACCGCCACCUGGUCAACGUUUACUACAUGGACGGUUCUGGUACCAGCAAGACCCUGAAAUGAGGCAGUCUCCAUGGCAACACGGCAUCCAGAUGUUUGUUCUGUGUAUCCUGAGAUCAGUUAAUCUGCAUGUUGCUUUAAACACACGGUUCUGAACAGGUUCUGGACUUCACCCACCGCUGGGUCAGAACACUGGUGCUGACCCGUUUAUUAAAUCAGUCUCACAUUUUCUUUUUAUGGUUUGGAACUUUUUGGACCGGGUCGCUUUAGAAAAGUUCUGGUCCAGAUGUUCAGAACCAACGUCAGCUGACCCGGUCUUGGUUUGAGGACUUGAAUGUGGACCUGCUUUGUUGGAUGACCCAGUCAGGUUCUUUGUUGAUGAACUGAUCUGCAACCAAGAAGCCCCCCCCCCCCUUCAGUCAGCUGUCAAUCAGUUGUCUCCAUCUAUAGGUAGUUAUGGUAGCUAAGUUACUGAGUUAGUCCUUAAACGGGACUUUGUGUUCCAGCUGAACUCGUCUCAAGGAAUAAAAUUUAUGGUCUUCAACUUUUUUUCUUUCAAAAAAUUUGAACGUGGCUCAUCGUGAACCUUGCAGAUGCUUGUUCUAACGGGGUCCUGCUGGGAACUGGCUCCAAGUCUGGGUCAUCAGAGACGACUUUGGACUCGGUUCUGUUCUGCUGUGUUGUUUCUCAUUCAGAUUAUAUCAGCUGUGUCGAUCCGUUGCAGCAGAACCGGGUUCUCCUGUCUCAGAACCACGUCUAGUUCCAGAUCUUAGACUUUCAGUGCCUUCGACAAUCAGCUGGGAUCGGUUCUGAGUCCAGUUCCUGUCGGUUCCACCGGGUUGUUGUUUUCUUUGUUUGGUUGUUUGUUAUUGUUUCCUGUUUGUUUUCUGUCCUCUUUCGGGAUGAACUGAUAGAAGUUUAAACUUCAUCCUUUCAGUUUGAUGACGAUGAUGGUGAAGAAACUUGGUUUUUGUAGAACUGUGUGUUUUGGGCCUGUAAAUAUCCUGAACUUUCUGUGGUCUGAAUGUGGUUCUGGUUUUGAACCUGCUGGGCAGUUCUGUGUGAGGAUGAUGAUGGUGUGAUCUUCACCAGCUCCGUGACAUUGAUCCGUUAGUUUGCAGCUGUCGGAUCAGUUCAGUUGGAUAAUUGAUCCAACAGGAAGUGGUUGUCCUGUGAUGUCCCCUUUAACACACAAUCAGCUGAUCAUGGACCCGUCGUCGUUACAACAUGAACUUCCCUGAACGGGAUUCUCAGAACCGAGAUAAAAGGGUUCUGCUGGGUCAUUAGAAACUAACACCUGCCAUGUGUCGUUCAUGUACUCUUUUAAAUAAAAUUUACAAAAUCUCUGAUCAUUA
Messenger RNA from Melanotaenia boesemani (Boeseman's rainbowfish), 4217 nucleotides. It is a transcript of the gene rest, whose product is annotated as RE1-silencing transcription factor. Gene Ontology annotation, biological process: regulation of gene expression. The coding region runs from base 154 to 2925 and encodes 923 amino acids. The transcript is spliced from 6 exons. The record is from RefSeq and is a predicted model, not a curated record. Lineage: Eukaryota; Metazoa; Chordata; Actinopteri; Atheriniformes; Melanotaeniidae. Gene Ontology annotation, cellular component: nucleus.